GGUGCAGCGAGGCCCCUGUUCUCCUCAUUCCCGCGGCGCUUGGGCGCGGCGGCUCGCAGACUCCAACCCGGAGGCGCUCCUUCAUUCCCGGCCCUCACGGAGCUCAAGCCUGGGACAAUGGUGUGCAUUCCUUGUAUCGUCAUUCCAGUUCUGCUCUGGAUCUUCAAAAAAUUCCUGGAACCAUACUUAUACCCUCUGGUCUCCCCUUUUGUUGGCCGUAUAUGGCCUAGAAAAGCUGUACAAGAAGCCAACAAUAAAAAUAAAGGCAUAGUAGGCUGCAAGACUGCAGACACAAAUGGAUUACCAACAAAAGGACCAACAGAAAUCUCUGAUAAAAAGAAAGACUAAUGUGAUUUUCCCCAAAAGAUCUCAGUUGUUUGAAAAAUGGACCUGAUGAUAUGAAGCACCUUCUUUUUAGUUGUAUCUGACCUUUUUCUUUAAGACCAGAAUUCUGGAUAGACAAUUUAGAUAUUACCUGGUACUAAUCAGGAAAUACAUGGUAUUUAUAUUUAAAAUGAACUUAGUUGUAUUUAAUGACCUCAUUUCUGAGUUCCUUUUCCAUUAAAAUAGUUCUCAUUCCCUUAUUACUGUUUUAAUAAUAUGAAUAAGUAGGAGAUUUGUGCCUGUAGACCCUCUACUUAAAAUCCUUGGUCCUUUAGCACUUGUUCAAAAGAAUUUGCCAUUUGCUGUAACUUAAAGAGUUCUAAUUUCAAAAAUUUUACUGUGAAAUAGUACAAUGAUAAUGAUGUGAAAAGAUGCAAUGGAGUGCUCAUAGGAGUAGUACCUGCUGCUUAUGGCUCUGAUGAAAAUGAAAAAAUUCCUUGAUAAAUGAAACAUCUUUUACAUAUACAUCUAAUAUAUAAACUAUAAUCCUGUUGCAUUCCUUCUGUACCUACAAAUGCAUUAAACAUUCAGUUUAA
This is a messenger RNA of Dipodomys spectabilis (banner-tailed kangaroo rat), 920 nucleotides long. RefSeq names its product chromosome unknown C18orf32 homolog (gene CUNH18orf32). Gene Ontology annotation, biological process: positive regulation of canonical NF-kappaB signal transduction. The record is from RefSeq and is a predicted model, not a curated record. The transcript has 3 exons. Bases 118 to 348 code for a protein of 76 amino acids. Lineage: Eukaryota; Metazoa; Chordata; Mammalia; Rodentia; Heteromyidae.